This is a messenger RNA of Colias croceus (clouded yellow), 4903 nucleotides long. RefSeq names its product anillin (gene scra). Gene Ontology annotation, cellular component: actomyosin contractile ring. Bases 137 to 4015 code for a protein of 1292 amino acids. The record is from RefSeq and is a predicted model, not a curated record. NCBI's taxonomy places the organism in Eukaryota, Metazoa, Arthropoda, Insecta, Lepidoptera, Pieridae. Gene Ontology annotation, biological process: actomyosin contractile ring assembly; septin ring organization; mitotic cytokinesis. The transcript is spliced from 21 exons.
AACGAGUUGUAACGGGCGAUUUUGGGAAAUAUAAUUUUAUCCAUUAGUUUUAAAUUGACGAAAGAUCAAACUUGAGUUUGUAAUUAUUAAAUGUUAUGUCUGUAUUGUGUUUUGUGUGAAUUUUACCCGUUUCAUCAUGGAUCCUUUUACUCAGCGUAUGUUAGAGCGAGCGCGAGCCAGACAAGAGAAAAUAGAUCAAAAACUAGCAAAUUCUGGCCAGACAGUUCCUAAGCGGAAGCCGUUAGCGGAAAAUAUUGAUUUAGCGAAAACGAAGGCGUCCCCAGUAAAAUCACCGAGUAAACCGGCACGUGAAUCGUUAUUAUCCCCUAAAAAGACUGCUAAAGAGUCAAUGAAUUGUGACACUCCUGUGAUAAAAAGGGUUAUUGAGAAAACGGAACGUGUAGCAUCCUCGCCUCAAAAGCCAAGGAACGAUGUAAUUGUAACGAAGAAAGAGUUCAAGAGUCCGAAACGCGGCAGUUUGACGAGGAGAAACUCUGAUGUGUCUGUAGAAAUUAACAUUUCUCAUAGAAAUGACAUUCAAAUUGAGGUUCAAGUGGAAGAACGCGAUGCCCCUAUCAGCAUUGUGUAUGAUCCAGACUUGGAGAGAGGAACUAAUGUAGUUAUUAAAGAAAUCGAAGACCAAACAUCAAAAGAAGAGACAAAUGUACCUGAUAUGACUGACAAUAAGACUGAGAAAUCAAAUGUACGGAAUAACUUCAAAUCAAGACUGGACCGGCUUGGGAAUUUAUAUUCUGAUAAGCCCAACCUCUCAUCUCCCAUACAUCGGACAGAGUUGGAUUUCUCCGCAGCAACACCGCCAAAGGAACCGAAACCUACACAGCAGCCGAAACAAGAUGGCAAGAAGAAGUUUGGUAGAUUGGCAGCGCUAGCCGAUCAGAUAAAUAACUGGGAGGAUGAUUUGAGUCAUCAUACUUUUCAACAACCGGAACCCAAGAAGCCCGCGCCAGCUAAAAAAUACGGAAAACCAAAGGAAGAGAAAUUGGACGCCUCCACACUGGAUGUGUCUAUCCACUCAUUGAAGGACAUCAAUACUGUACUGCAAACAGCUACGAAAGCUAAGCCCACUAGUAAGACCACAAAAUCGUCAACAAACGAGUGUCAAAGACUCAACAAAGAAAUAGUUGCAGAACUGGAAGGAGACGGGUACCGGCGCGUCUCUGCCACCCAAUCGCGGCUUGUGUACGACUUCGCCGCGAAGUUACCCGAACGCACCCGACAGGCGCCGGCGAGUGCAUCGACAACCCCCAGUGCAACUCCAGCCCUCAACAUGGCGACUAUGGUGGCCGCGCCGCCGUCCGUCACGAAAAAACCGUCGAUCAAAAAAUAUAAGGCGCCCACGCCGCCGGUCAGCGAGGAGAACUGUGACAGUGAUAAAGACAAAGAGAACAAUGUGGUGGAACGCGAAGAGAACGACAACACGGAUUGUAUACAAACAAAGCGAGACGACAAGCCGGCUAGCCCAGCUGUGAAGAGAUUAGCGCCCAAAUUAAACGGCAAUGUUGACAGGAGUUCUGUGCUUUCAAAGGCGGCGAUGUUCGAAGCCGGCAGUCCGCGGGCGAAGGAGAAAGACCCGGCCGAAAUGACGUUACGUGAACGCAAAGCGCUGUUCGAGAAAAAUAAAGGGACAAUAAUAGUACCGAAGGCACCCUUCGGACUUGCGCCCUCAAUAAAAACACUGCACGGCGACAAAGACAAGCCGAAACCCAUCCAACAAAAGACGCCCACAAAGAGCACGGAAAGUUCUAGAAGAAAUUCGAAUUCCAAUUCCAAAGACAGUCUUUCUGAAGACAAUAUCAGUCAGAGUUCCUUUGGAGGAGGCAUAAAGGGGAAGCUGGCUGCGCUAUUCAAUAAGGAGCAAACGAUAAGCGAGACAACAAUAGCGAAUAAGUUCAAGCAGGAAAGGGAGAAGGAGAUGGAGAUGCUGCAGAACAGAUUCCAUUAUAAGCCCCCGCCACCACCAAAACCACAAGACAAUGACUCAGAUGACGAUCACAGUGAAAAUGACCCAUCAGAGAAAGCGCCCCUCAUGGGGAGUACCACAAGUCUAGCGCAGAGGAAACCUGAAAUAAUAUCAAACGUACCUAAAACUAACGUGGAAGUACCAGAGGAGAGAAUAAAGGAGGAAGAUAAAAAUGUUGCAGCGCAGCCUAUUAAACGGAGAAGUUCCCAACAAGACUCAACCGUAGUUCUAUCAGUAUUGGAAGAUGUAAAACGGAUAAAAGUGAACAGUAAAGAGGCAAAUGGUACCAUUGUCCAACAACCGACGAGCCUAUAUCCGCAUUUAUCGGAUAUCGAAACGGAUAAUUCGAACACGCAAGAGGAGUAUUCGGAUUGUGGCGGAUCUAGCGAAGAGAAUAUUCCAGAAAAACUAAACAAAUCUGAUAAUUGGGCUGAUACAUCCUUCGGACGAGAGGUUAUGAAUGUCGUAAAACGCAACAACACGAGCUACAAGAAGGCAGUGCAAAGCGAUUCAGAGGAGAGUGCGUGUGACAGUGAACUGGACGAGUUACUGGAUGAAGCGCUGGAACACGAGGGACCGACACCGCCUAAAGUGAACAAGGUGAAUGAGGGCUGCCUCUCAUCGUCAAGUUUCGUGUAUCAGGACAAGGCGCAGUUCAAGUCGCCGCUGAAAAGCCAGCCCUUGGCCACGCCUGUGAGACUGGAUAAGGGCAGCGAACUGGUGCAUAGCGUGAGCUUCUAUAGACGGAUGCAAGCGUCAUCAACACCAACAACGCCCCUCCGUACGAUCCGACACACGUCACCCGAACGCGAACCGCCAGAAACGCCCGACGAGCCGACAGUCAAUGUGACAACUGUCAGACAGCGCAUCAAAGAGCUGCAGAACGAGAUCAGCAAGCAGCAGACUGUCAUAUCGCAGGCAAGCCAAGCGCUGAAUCUGUGCGCUGCUACAAUAGAGUUUAGUGGAUCUACGGAACAAGCUGAGGGAGAAAGACUUUUAUUAUUAGCGACCCACCGCCGCCAAGCAUGUUUACACGAGGUCCAAAGACUGCAAGUGGAAGGUGCUGGACCCGCGGGCUCUGCGGGCAUGGCCUCGUUGAAUAUGCGCAACGUUAGAGUGCCGUUACGUAGAGAUUAUGUGCGCCAGUUGCAUGCUGAUGGCGCCGUUGGACAUCACGCAGUGUGUCUACUAAAGUGUCGCGAUCGAGUGCUAGCGAGUAGCAUGCAACUGACGAAACCAAACGCGCCGCUAGUGUUCCCUGAUGAAAUACGUAUGGACGGAUUGGCUAGCGAUUUUAAGGUGACAGUUGAAGUUUACUUACUGCAAGCGUCCAAGGAGCUUCUACCGCACAAUGUUAAAUAUCACAUUACAAAUAAAAAGGGCAACUCAAAACUCUUAACACCAAAAUCUAAAGUGUCAGAACUAAAAGCGCCGCGCGUACAGAGCCCUGGGGGUCCGACGUCUGUGCGCAGUCCACAGUUUCAGUUGCACGGAUAUUGUAUAUUCGCACUGCAACAGGCCAAUCGGAAAACGUUUACGUUGAACAAGGUACCGUGCGGCAGUCCGCUGGAAGGCUCCAUCCACACGGACAUCUCGGCGCGCGUGCGUGUGGCGGCGCCGGCGCAGCACUGCGCGUUCCUCACGGCGUUCGACGACGUGAGCGGGCUGGGCGCGUGGCACCGCCGCUGGUUCCGCCUGCGCGCGCCGCGCCUCGCCUACUGGAAGUACCCGGACGACGUGCCGCGCAAGAUGCCGAUCGGCGAUAUAGACCUGACAACGGUCAUAUCAGAAAAAGUCGUAAAAGCCCCUCGAGAUCUUUGCGCUCGUCCGAACACGAUUCUUCUAGAGACAUCCGUCCCUGCAGGGCUCAUAGUCCCCGACACAGGGUCCCUGGUGUACUUCAAAGGGCCAGAUGGCAAUAUACGCAGGCGGCACUUGCUAGCAGCCGAUACGGCCAAGGAUAGGGACCAGUGGCUAGAGGCCCUGAAUAGUGCCCUGGAGUAUGUUAGGUGCUGUGUUGAUGAUGAGGAAUAAAGAAAAUAGUGGUAAAGUCCGGACGCGAACAAUUUCGUACAUUAACCUGUUAUUACCUGUCACUGUCACUCCCGCGUAAAUAUAAUAUUGUGUCUUGCUCGCACAGAUGCAAUGACCGCCGUCCUUAGGGAUUGUAAACUUUUAACCUGAGAGCGUAAGGUUUGUUCUUAAUUGCAUGUGGUUUUUUUAUUGACCUUGAGUCACGGCAAAAUCUAUCGUUUAUUAUAUAGUGGUUAUUGAAAAAAUUAAAAUGUAACUAAUAAGUAUUGUAAAUAAGAAAGGACAUUUAUUUAAUAAGUUAGUAAAAAAACAUUUUCUCCUCCAAACAUUUCAUGUAAACUGCACUUCAUUCAAAAAUGUUUGUGACCACUGUCAGUAGGUAAAGAGGUCAUUGUACGAAAUUCUUCCUGCUCCGCGGUCGGACUUUAGAAUUGGGUUUUGUGUUUUGACAGUAAAGUUUAAAGGCAUUUUAUGAUGUUUACUGGUAACAAAUACUAUUGAUCAUACAGAUAAGUCGUGUUUUACUGUUAUAUUGUAUAAUUUUUUCAUUAAAAAGCCAGAGUAAAUUUAGUUUCCGUCGAUGAAAAUGUAAGUAGUAAAUAGAUGAAUUAAAAAUUAAUAAAUUAGCCGCCAUAUUACACUAAGUUUUGGAUGAAGGAGAAUUUUUAGAAGAACGAUGAAAUUCCGUUUCAAAAGUAUUUAUUUUAAACGUUACUUAUAAUUUCUUGAAAUUGUAGCGUAAUUUGGUAUGCUCUCUUUUAAUUAAGCUCGAUUAUUAUAUUCCAUAAUAUAACUAAUUUAAAAAUUAAAUACACUGCCUCUUAGUUUUAUAAGGCUUUUUAUUCAUUACAUAUAUCGGAAUAAUUAAUUUUAAAUUCAAUUAUUUAA